AUCAUUUUCUCUCUGAUAUUUUCCGCUUUUCGUCCAUCUUUCUCUCUCUUAGGUUUUUCCUCCUUUGGUCUUCCUUCCUCUCUUCACUUUUUCAUCUCGGAGCAGGAAUCCAUGGCUCAACCGGAGAUCCACAAUGGAGGUGCCGAGAAGGCUGAGGUGGUGGUCUCCUUCACCGCCGUCAAGCCUCAGCUGGUGGUGGAGGCACCUAAGGCUAGCGAAGCUGUCCAGUUCUACAAGGAGGCUUUCGGAGCUGUGGAGACUGGCCGCACCACGCACCCCAAGCGCAAGGCGGAACAGGAGCUCCCUCAGAUCAUCUCCGCACAGCUUCAGCUCGCCGGUUCCACCAUUCUCGUCUCUGAUCUCGCAGACGAUUCCGCUCCGUCCAGUGUGAAGGGCGUGGGAAGUGGACUGUCACUCUGCCUGGAGACACAGGACGUGGAGGCAGCUGUCGCCAAGGCGGUGGCCGCCGGAGCUGUGGCGGAGGGGGAGAUCGCGGAAUCUGAUGGCGCGUGCUGCGGUGGGCGCGUGGGGAAGGUGAAGGAUCCCUACGGUUUCGUUUGGAUGAUUUGCUCACCCUCGGCAGCAGCAGCAGCAGCGAAGUGUGGUGAUACUGGCGUGGAGGCUUGA
Molecule: messenger RNA, 627 nt
Organism: Linum tenue
Lineage: Eukaryota; Viridiplantae; Streptophyta; Magnoliopsida; Malpighiales; Linaceae
Source: the annotation of a GenBank genome assembly